Messenger RNA from Cladophialophora immunda, 2417 nucleotides. RefSeq lists its product as uncharacterized. The transcript is spliced from 3 exons. Bases 101 to 2239 code for a protein of 712 amino acids. NCBI's taxonomy places the organism in Eukaryota, Fungi, Ascomycota, Eurotiomycetes, Chaetothyriales, Herpotrichiellaceae. Gene Ontology annotation, biological process: urea transmembrane transport. Gene Ontology annotation, molecular function: urea transmembrane transporter activity. Gene Ontology annotation, cellular component: plasma membrane. The record is from RefSeq and is a predicted model, not a curated record.
UGAAUGUUCUCUUUGUGCGCGCCCGAUAUUGCUUUGUCGCUUUCCUCACGCACCAACCUUUCCACUCUGCUGUUCCCAUCUUGGAAUAAUCGUCGCCAUCAUGUCGGAGUCUCAGUCAGCAGUGCUAUCCCAAGGCGUGGGAUAUGGGGUCGUCGUGGGCAUUGGAUUCUUCUUUACAGUUGUCAUGGCCGGCAUUUCCAUGCUUCAGAACCGAUACACAAACUUCUCUACAAGAACGAGUGAAGAGUUCAACACGGCGAGCAGAAAUGUGAAACCUGGUCUCAUUGCUGCUGGUAUUGUCUCAGCCUGGACCUGGGCAGCGACACUUCUUCAGAGCAGCACGGUCGCUUAUACUUAUGGCGUAGCUGGACCAUUCUGGUACGCCGCAGGAGCCACCGUUCAGAUCCUGAUGUUCUCAAUCCUUGCCUGCAAGACCAAGAUGAAUGCUCCUCGAUGCCACACGUACUUGGAAAUCAUCCAAGUCCGCUACGGCACUGUGGCCCACCUUGUCUUCAUCUUCUUUGCCCUCGUCACAAACAUUCUGGUCGGAUCUCAGCUCCUACUGGGUGGCUCAGCCGUGGUCACCAGUCUUACAGGCAUGAACGUCUACGCAGCCAUCUUCCUGAUCCCCCUGGGCGUGGUGGCAUAUGUCCUGAUGGGCGGGCUUCGCGCGACGUUCCUUUGUGAUUACUCUCACACGCUGAUCCUGAUGGUGAUUAUCCUCUACUUCAUGUUCCAGGUCUACUGCACGGACGACCUCAUUGGCUCUCCAUCUCGCAUGUUUGAGCUGCUGAAGAAAGCAGCGACGCUUCGACCUGUGACGGGCAACCAGGACGGCAGCUACAUGACUUUGAAGUCCAACAACGCCCUGAUCUUCGGCGUCAUUCAGCUCUGUUCCGGCAGUGGCACUGUCUUCUUGGACCAGGCGUACUGGCAGAGAGCCAUCGCAUCUCGUCCUACCACCGCCGUCCGGGCAUACAUUCUAGGCGGGCUGGCCUGGUUCGCUAUCCCAUUCGGCUUCGCAACGACGCUAGGAUUGGCCUCAGUCGCACUGACCGACAACCCAGCCUACCCUACAUAUCCAAACGCGCCUUCGUCGAGUCAGAUCUCCGCCGGCCUCGCAUCUGCCUUCGCAGCAAGCACCCUGCUCGGCAAAGGCGGGGCCGUGGCCUUGUUGAUCACGCUCUUCAUGGCGGUGACAUCUUGCGCGUCUGCGGAAUUGAUCGCCGUCUCCUCGAUCCUUACCUUUGACAUCUACAAGGCGUAUAUCAAGCCCAAUGCCACGCCCAGCAAUUUGAUCUUCAUGGCCCACGUCAACGUCGCCGUCUUCGGCUUAACCAUGGCCAUCUUCGCCAUCAUCUGGAACGUCAUCGGCAUUGAUCUGGGCUGGUUGUUCCUGGUCAUGGGCCUCUUGAUUGGUGGUGCUGUUUUCCCUGUCGCAUUUGCCAUAACGUGGAAAGGGCAGAGUCGAGCGGGUGCCAUCGCUGGAGCUUUGAGUGGUCUCGCAGCCGGGCUCACUGCCUGGCUUGUUGAGGCAAAGGUCUACUACGGGGAGCUCACCCUGACGACUACGGGAUCGAACUACGCCACGCUGGCAGGCAAUCUAGCCGCCAUCAUGACAGGGCUGAUUGUCUCGGUUGUGGUGUCUUUGCUCAAGCCUGAUAAUUAUGACUGGAGCACGACGCGGGCCAUCAACGCAGCGGGCUCCCAUGGUGCUCUGGAGGGAACUACUCCUCCGGCGGCGGAUUCUUCCCGGCCAAGCACGACGCAGAGUAGCGGCGGCGCAAAGACAAAGGACAUCAAAUCUGUCAGCGAAUCACCAUCCCCGGCACCUAUCUCGCCCGUGCUCGCACCUACAUCGGCACCCGAUGAAAAGCAUAUAGCGACAACCAUGAACCACGACGCUGAUCCCAUCCGCGCCGACGAAGAGCGCCAGAUGUCCCUAGACGCGGCCAUCGAGGAGCAUCCGUCGCGGCUGCGCUCGGCCUUCAAACUCGCCUGCAUCGCCUCGUUCGUCUUGCCCUUCAUUAUGGACUUUUUGAUCCCCAUCCCCAUGUUCCUGAGCCAUUACGUCUUCUCGGUCGGGUUUUUCACCGCCUGGGUCGUCAUCAGCUUCAUCUGGGUCUUCAGCUCCGCCUUGAUUAGUGUGGCCUUGCCCAUCUGGGAGACUAGGAGGUUCUUUGUCAUGCUGUUCACGGAGGUUGUUGGGGAUAUGAGGGGGAGGAAAAGGUCGGCAUGAGAAAGGAUUGUAUGAGAUCCAUCCAACCAUUCACGGUCACGAAUAUGAUGUUGAGCAGAUUGCUGUUACCGAUUAUUCCCCCAUAAACCAUAGACAUAGAGACGACUUAGAGACGACAUAGGGAUCAUCGUUCAACUUGCAGCUAUUACCAUAAAUGCAAAUUGCGACAAGUCCGUUG